AUGGCUUAUGUUAACUCAGAAUUUGAUAAUCCUUCAAAUCCAUUUUACUUACAUCCUAGUGAAAACCCAUCUUUAAUAUUGAUUUCUCCUCCUUUAAAUGGACAAAAUUAUCACUCUUGGGCAAGAUCAAUGAAAAUGUGCUUAAUGUCUAAAAACAAACUGAAGUUUGUUAAUGGUAGCAUUACUGUUCCGAUGAAGGAAGAUCCAAUUUAUGCUGUUUGGGAACGUUGUAACACUAUGGUGCUUUCUUGGAUUCUUAGGUCCUUGUCACCUUCCAUUGCACAAAGUAUUUUUUGGAUUGAUACAGCUUUAGAUGCUUGGAGGGAUCUUCUUGACAGGUUUUCUCAAGGUAAUGCAAUUCGUAUAUCUGACUUACAAGAGGAAAUAUAUGUUUUCAAACAGAACAAUCUGUCAGUAACAGAUUAUUUUACUCAGUUAAAGAUCUUGUGGGAUGAGUAUAUGAAUCUAAGAUUUGUUCCUACCUGUACUUGUAAUCCUCAGUGUUCUUGUCAAGCAUUAAAGAUUGUUAAAACUCAGCAAGAAGAUGACUAUAUAAUUCGUUUCUUGAAAGGUUUAACUGAAAAUUUUGCAACUGUUAGAACUCAAAUAUUAAUGGUUGAGCCUUUACCAAAGAUUAAUAAAGUAUUUUCUUUGGUAUUGCAACAUGAAAGACAAAUGGGGAUUGGUUUUUCAGAAUCUGUCUCUGCUUUACAAAUAGUUGAACCUGCAGUUUUUGCAACUCAAGAAAAUUCUAGUUUUCAGAAAAAGUUUACUGGUAAUAAUUUUGGUAUUAAUAGACCUGGGAAUUUUACAAGACCUUCUGGAUAUAACAAUAGACCUGGAAAUUUUACUGGUAAUAGAAUGUUUGUGAAUAGGUCUUCUGGAGUUGAUAAACCAUUAUGUACUUUCUGUGGUAUAAGUGGACAUACUGUGGAUAUAUGUUUUAAAAAACAUGGAUAUCCACCUGGAUAUAAACCUAGGCCUAGAAUACAAGGCUAUGUCAAUCAAGUAGGUGAGUUUAUUGCUGAGAGUGAACAAGAAAGGUAUUAUAAUGAUCAAGAACAGAUUUGUUAUAAUAAUGGUGAAUUUGCUGAGCAUGAAAAGGCAGAAAGGAAUUGUGUUAUGAGUCAAGAUCAGGAUAUGCAUAGAGAAGAGGAACAUGCACCUGUCUUUACACAAGAGCAGUAUAAACAACUCAUGAGUAUGUUACAGCAGAAUGCAUCAACAAGUGGUCACAAGAUUAAUACAAUAUCAACAAAUUUUGUUUCUACUUCUGCUGCAACAGACCUUGAUGCUGGUAUGAAAAUCUCUAAUAUUAACUCUGUUUAUACUAAUUUUGAGAAUGAUUGUUGGAUUAUAGAUUCAGGUGCUACUGAUCAUAUUGUUUGUUCUAUGAGUUAUUUCAGUUCUUAUAAGCCUGUUGAUAAUGUUUUUGUGACAUUGCCAAACUCUCAGAAAAUAAGUGUUACACAUAUAGGUGCUGUUAAGUUUAGUAAAGAGUGUGAAUUGCAUGAUGUCUUAUUUGUUCCUAAGUUUUUCUUUAAUUUGAUUUCAACUAGCAAAUUAACAUCUUAUUAUCAAUAUUGCUUAAUUCUUCAUAAAGAUGUUUGUAUUAUACAGGAUGUUAUCAAUUGGAGGAUGAUCGGAUUAGCUAGAAAGACUCGAGGACUUUAUCAACUUGAUAAAUCUAAAUUUGAGAAUAGACAUGUUAUUUCUGUUAAUGCUGUAAAUGCAAAACCUGUUGCUAAUGAUUUUUUGUGGCAUAAUAGAUUAGGACAUUUGGCCAAUUCUAGAUUAAAAUGUUUGCAAGAUCAAUGUUCUAUAAUAAAGUUGCCUAGUGAUUCUCAUUGUAAGAUUUGUCAUUUAGCAAAGCAAAAGAAACUUUCUUUCCCUUUAAGUACUUCUGUUUCUAAUAAUUGUUUUGAUAUGAUACAUGUUGAUAUAUGGGGGCCAUCAAGAACAGUUUCAAUUUAUGGACAUAGGUAUUUCUUGACAAUUGUUGAUGAUAAAAGUAGAUAUACCUGGUUGUUUUUGUUAAAAUCAAAGUCUGGUGUUAGGUUGUUGGUAUUAUACAUCAAACUACUUGUGUGUAUACUCCUGAACAAAAUGCAAUUGUAG
This is a messenger RNA of Mercurialis annua (annual mercury), 2118 nucleotides long. RefSeq lists its product as uncharacterized. The record is from RefSeq and is a predicted model, not a curated record. NCBI's taxonomy places the organism in Eukaryota, Viridiplantae, Streptophyta, Magnoliopsida, Malpighiales, Euphorbiaceae. The coding region runs from base 1 to 2118 and encodes 705 amino acids. Gene Ontology annotation, molecular function: nucleic acid binding. The transcript is spliced from 2 exons.